AUGGGUUGGAAAGCUGCUGAGAAACUCAUCAGACACUGGAAGAUACUUCGAGGGGAUAAUGUAAUGAUAAUUCGCGGGAAAGACAAGGGUGAGACUGGAACCAUCAAGCGUGUCAUUCGAUCCCAGAAUCGUGUCAUUGUCGAAGGGAAGAAUCUGAUCAAGAAGCAUAUAAAGGGAGGCCCUGAUCAUGAAGGAGGAAUAUUCACGGUGGAGGCUCCUCUUCACGCCUCUAAUGUCCAAGUUGUUGAUCCAGUCACUGGGAGGCCUUGUAAGGUUGGUGUAAAGUAUCUAGAGGACGGAACAAAAGUAAGAGUAGCCAGAGGCACAGGCACAUCUGGUUCGAUAAUUCCUCGCCCAGAGAUUCUAAAGAUUAGGACAACACCAAGACCCACUACCGCUGGUCCUAAAGACACACCAAUGGAUCUUGUUUGGGAGCAGACAUAUGAUGCUAAAACAGGGAAGGGCAUGCCUGAUCUUUGA
Molecule: messenger RNA, 480 nt
Organism: Thlaspi arvense
Lineage: Eukaryota; Viridiplantae; Streptophyta; Magnoliopsida; Brassicales; Brassicaceae
Source: the annotation of a GenBank genome assembly